CUUCACCCCAUGCAAACUAAAUAGCACUCCCUAGUGGAGGAUGGUUACCACCAAGUGGGGCUUGCCAUCACCAGUCUUCUCCUGGUGGUAUGGUCUCAGGUAGACAAUUUCCUAAAUGCUUAUCAUUACUCUCGCCCUUACCACUGAGUUAUAAACCAUGGCAUCUCACGCUUUAUCAACUUUUCGACCUAUGUCGAGUCCCGUGCCCUUCGGUCAAUCGUGACACUAUCGAUAAAUCCAUUCACCAUGGAAAAGCAGACGGAGAAUGCGAGCAGUUCCGAUGAUGAAUCAACAAACCAUGAUACUUCAUGGCCCGAAAACGGCCGCGAGGAAUUGAGAAGGAUCGCCACUCGACAAUCCGCCAAAUCAGCAGCCGAAGCCAAAGGCUCAGAUGAAGCUCAACCGACAGCUCUCGACCCCCGAAGCCCAGACUUUGACUAUCUGGCAUGGACAAAGCACCAGGUCCAACAGUUUGAGAAAGACAGAACCGCAAGACGAACAGGGGUGGCUUUCAGGGGUGUCACUGUGCAGGGCCAUGGCGCGGAAAUCCAAAUCCAGCAUACUGUCGCGUCGAAUCUCCUAGCUCCGGUACAGGGAGGUCUAUCACGGCGUGGCAAACACAAGAAAACAAUCCUGCACGAAUUUCACGGGUAUCUCGAGCACGGUGAGAUGCUGCUGGUGCUUGGUAGGCCAGGAGCUGGAUGUUCUACUUUCCUAAAAGCACUGGCUGCCGAGACUGAGGGGCUCGACUUGUCCGCAGAUGCAAUCUUCAACUACGACGGGAUCCUGCAGCCGGAGAUGAAGAAGUACUACAAGGGAGAGAUUCUCUAUAAUCAAGAAGUCGAGAAACACUUUCCUCAUCUCACAGUUAGUCAAACACUCGACUUCGCUGCAGCAGCACGCGCCCCCAAGAUUCGCCCCGAUGGAAUGUCUCGAAACGAGUAUGUCACACAUAUGCGGGAGGUCGUAAUGGCGAUAUUCGGGCUGUUACACACGGUCAACACAAAGGUCGGGAAUGAUUUCGUUCGUGGCGUCAGUGGAGGGGAGCGCAAGCGCGUGUCCAUUGCAGAGAUGGCACUGGCAGGCUCGCCACUUUGCUGCUGGGAUAAUGCCACCCGUGGUCUGGACUCAGCGUCUUCUUUGGACUUUGUCAAGGCACUACAGAUUGGUUCCAAGGUCUUUGGGACAACGCACAUAGCCACGCUCUACCAACCAUCACAGGCAAUUUACCAUCUGUUCGACAAGGUGGCAGUCUUGUACGAGGGACGCGAGAUUUUCUUCGGCCUUGCCUCGCAGGCAAAACAGUAUUUCCAGAGCAUGGGAUGGCAUUGCCCUGCCAGGCAGACGACUGCGGACUUCUUGACUAGUGUGACGAACCCUACCGAGCGGCAAGCCUCGACAGGCUUUGAGAAUAAGGUUCCCAGGACACCGGAAGAAUUCGAAGCCUACUGGCGAAACAGCCAGGAAUACAAACAGUUGAUGCAAGGAAUCUCGGAGUACGAAGCAAGAUACACCGGCAGUUCCGAAUCCACCCAAGCAUUCAAAGAGAGUCAUGCCAUGCGUCAAGCUCGGCACGCUCGUCCAAAGUCUCCUUACCUGAUCACUGUCCCCAUGCAGAUUAAGAUAUGCAUGGUGCGGUUCUACCAGCGUGUUUGGAAUGAUCUACCGUCCACCUUGACCUUGAUGAUUGGUCAGAUUGUCUUCUCGUUGAUUAUCGGGUCCCUCUACUAUGGAUUACCCUUCGGAACGCAAGACUUCAGCUCGAAAAUGUCCGCGUUGUUCUUCGCGAUUCUUCUCAAUUCGCUGCUCACAGUGUCCGAAAUCCAGAAUCUCUAUGCGCAACGUCCAAUUGUGGAGAAACAUGCUUCGUACGCCUUCUAUCACCCAUUCUCGGAGGCCCUGGCCGGUGUGUGUGCAGAUCUCCCAAUCAAACUCGCAAACAGUCUGGCGUUCAACAUUAUUUUUUAUUUCAUGUGUGGGCUACGCUACGAUGCUGGUCCAUUCUUUGUCUUCUUUCUCUUUGUGACCAUGGCUCUCUUGUGCAUGAGUCAGGUCUUCCGUACCCUGGCGGCUGUCUCGAAGGCGAUCCCUCAGGCACUUGCUGCGGCAGGAGUCAUUCUACUUGCGACAGUGAUCUAUACCGGCUACCUUCUCCCACAGCCCAGCAUGCACCCUUGGUUCAAAUGGAUCUCUUACAUCAACCCGCUCCGUUAUGCAUUCGAAGCUUUGGCUGUGAAUGAGUUUCAUGGUCGGAACUUUCCUUGUUCCGCUGUGAUUCCCGCAUACCCGGGGUUUACCAGCGGAUCUGGCCCCUACUUCAUCUGUGGCGAGAAGGGCGCGAUUGCUGGGGAAUUGUUCGUCAGCGGAGAUCGGUAUCUCUCUGUGAGCUACGGCUAUGAGUAUCAACAUCUGUGGAGAAACUUUGGCAUUCUCUGUGCUUUCACCUUUGCCUUUCUCGCUGUCUACCUGCUGGCGACCGAAAUCAACUCCCGCUCGUUCUCGGGGGCUCAGAGCCUGCUUUUCCGUCACGGCCAUGUUCCCCUUGCAUUUCAAAGGUACAAUCAAGAGGCCGAGGCCACGGUUCUUAGCACACCUCAUGAGAAAGAGGAAACAGAGCCUCCAUUACCGCCGCACCGCGAUACCUUCACCUGGCGUAACGUCUGCUACGAUAUUGAGAUCAAAAAGGAAGAGCGUCGUUUGCUUGAUAAUGUCAGCGGGUGGGUCAAGCCCGGCACACUGACUGCGUUGAUGGGCGUGUCUGGUGCGGGAAAAACUACUCUGCUCAAUGUUCUAGCUGGGCGUGUUUCGAUGGGCGUCGUGACAGGAGAUAUACUCGUUAAUGGGUCGCCUCUCGGGGCGAGCGUUCAACGCAGCACUGGAUACGUGCAACAACAGGAUCUCCACCUGCACACCGCCACAGUGCGCGAGUCGUUACAGUUCUCCGCUCUUCUCCGACAGCCCAAGUCCGUUCCCGUGGCAGAAAAGUAUGAGUUCGUGGAAACAGUUAUCCGCAUGCUUAACAUGGAGGAGUUCGCCGAAGCGGUUGUAGGCAUUCCGGGCGAGGGACUGAAUGUUGAGCAACGCAAGCUUCUUACCAUUGGCGUCGAGCUUGCUGCAAAGCCUGCCUUGCUCCUGUUUCUAGACGAGCCAACCUCCGGGUUGGACAGUCAGUCCUCGUGGACCAUUAUCGCCUUGCUCCGUAAGCUGGCCUCCAACGGGCAAGCUAUCCUGUGCACGAUCCACCAACCCUCGGCGAUGCUGUUUCAGCAAUUUGACCGCCUCCUGUUCCUAGCUAAGGGUGGUCGCACUGUCUACUUUGGCGACAUUGGGCCAGAGUCCCGGACGAUGCUGGACUAUUUCGAGCGCCAGGGAGCGAGGAAGUGUGAUAGCGCAGAGAACCCGGCCGAGUAUAUCCUCGAACUCGCGGGGGCUGGGGUCAACAGUAAGGCCUCUCAGGAUUGGCCUGCGUUGUGGAAGCAAAGUCCCGAAGCGGCGGAGGUGAUGCGUGUUCUCGAGCAAGACCUGUCACGCCCUCAGAGCGGCCGAACCGAACCCGAUCCAGCAACUGAGUCCGAGGAGACCGCUUUUGCAAUGCCGUUCAAGGACCAAUUCGCUGCUGUACUUCGUCGCAUCUUUCAACAGUACUGGCGGUCGCCCGAGUAUAUCUACAGCAAGCUGGCCUUGGGAGUGCUUUCAGCUCUCUUCGUCGGUUUCUCCUUCUAUCUACCUGGCACCUCGGAACAGGGGCUGCAAUCGUCAAUCUUCUCCGUCUUUAUGAUGACCGCGAUCUUCACCGCGUUAGUCCAGCAGAUCAUGCCUCAGUUCAUCGUACAGCGCGACCUCUACGAAGUCCGCGAACAGCCGUCCAAGACCUACCACUGGGCCGCAUUCCUCGGCGCUAACUUACUAGCCGAGAUCCCAUGCCAGGUAUUGGUGGCCAUAAUCGUGUACGCCAGCUUUAUCUAUCCCGUGUAUGGGAUUGUGGACUCGCAGCGCCAGGGGGUGCUGCUGCUCCUAAUAGUGCAGUUCUUCGUGUAUGGGUCGACGUUUGCGCACGCAGUGGUGGCCGUGCUCCCGGACGCCGAGACCGCGGGCCUAAUCGCCACAAUGCUCUUCAACAUGACGUUGGUGUUCAACGGAGUGCUCGUCCCACCCGUCGCCCUGCCGGGCUUCUGGACGUUUAUGUACCGCGUCUCCCCGAUGACCUACCUAGUCAAUGCGAUUAUCGCCACCGGCGUGAGCGGCCGUCCCGUGCACUGCGCCGACAAAGAACUGAGUGUCUUCGACGUCCCGCCAACAUAUGGUACUUGUGGGGAAUACAUGCAAGCGUACCUCCAGGCGGCAGGAGAAGCCGCGGGCACUCUUCUCAACCCGAACAGCACUGCCCAAUGCCAGUACUGUCCGCUGCAGGCUGCGGACCAGUACCUCGAGGGCCGCGAGAUCUACUACAGCGAGCGGUGGCGCAACUUCGGCCUGCUGUGGGCGUACAUCGCGUUCAACGUGCUUUUCGCGCUCGCGGUGUACUACUUCUUCCGGGUACGCUCCUGGAAGAGAAAGGCCUGAGUUUUGUUCAGUGUGCCACUGAUGACGCAGAAUCCAGUCCGCAGGGACCUGACCUAUACACUCCGCCAUAAAGCAUUACGAGGGAAACCCUCAUCCUCAUUCAUCUUCUUAUUUCCCCGCUCUUCCAUUUCAUUUUAAUCUCCUUGAUCCUUUAUCCUUUUCUAAUUCUGUCACUCAACCACCUUUCCCGUGUGUCUGUGGUAUGUUUGCCAUUAUCAAUCCAGUUUACUGUGCAGUGUGGAUCCUUGGAAAUAUACCACACUGUGCAGAGUUGAAAUUUCUUGUCCCUUCUGCUCAAGACAUUUUACAAGCGCAUGUUAUAUGAACUCGUAGAAUGAAAGUGCCUCUGCUCAUAUACCUCUUGAACCGUGUCAUGAAUUCAGGCCCCG
Messenger RNA from Aspergillus japonicus CBS 114.51, 4952 nucleotides. Its product is annotated as ABC-transporter. Lineage: Eukaryota; Fungi; Ascomycota; Eurotiomycetes; Eurotiales; Aspergillaceae. The coding region runs from base 247 to 4563 and encodes 1438 amino acids. Gene Ontology annotation, biological process: transmembrane transport. The record is from RefSeq and is a predicted model, not a curated record. The transcript has 4 exons. Gene Ontology annotation, molecular function: ATP binding; ATP hydrolysis activity; ABC-type transporter activity. Gene Ontology annotation, cellular component: membrane.